AUGGCACCAACGAUGAACGAUGAUAAUUCCAUAUCUAUAAGACCACCCGCAAAAAUAGUAGAGAAAUACGAAAGACCACCUAUAAGACCACCCGAAAGACUACAUCCACAAACGCAAGAUCAACCCACAAAAC
Molecule: messenger RNA, 133 nt
Organism: Ambispora leptoticha
Lineage: Eukaryota; Fungi; Glomeromycota; Glomeromycetes; Archaeosporales; Ambisporaceae
Source: the annotation of a GenBank genome assembly